AAAAAACUGAAGAACUUACUAUUAGUAAUAGUGCGCUAUUUAUGGCUGCUGCAACUGAUAAUGUAUUAUACGAUAAUGUCCAAGAUGAUUUUGUAGUUAAUGAUGUCCUAUAUAAUAGCCAAGAUGAAUUUGAUAUUAUUACCGAUUUUUUAUAUAGAAUUGAUCAGAAUAAAUAUAAAAUAGCAAUAUGA
Molecule: messenger RNA, 191 nt
Organism: Racocetra persica
Lineage: Eukaryota; Fungi; Glomeromycota; Glomeromycetes; Diversisporales; Gigasporaceae
Source: the annotation of a GenBank genome assembly